Laccaria bicolor S238N-H82 is the source of this 1365-nucleotide messenger RNA. RefSeq names its product MFS DHA1 transporter. Bases 1 to 1365 code for a protein of 454 amino acids. The record is from RefSeq and is a predicted model, not a curated record. Gene Ontology annotation, molecular function: transmembrane transporter activity. Gene Ontology annotation, biological process: transmembrane transport. Lineage: Eukaryota; Fungi; Basidiomycota; Agaricomycetes; Agaricales; Hydnangiaceae. The transcript has 8 exons.
AUGGCGUCUUCUCAGCUAGUCUCUUCUUUGCAAGAAACCGAUGAGAAGUCUCGUGCCUCUGACAUCGCCGAUCCUCGACCGACGAAAGAAUUCUACAUCCUCCCAAUCCCAACGCGCCUGCGUUACAAUCCAGAACUUCCGUUCAAGUUUACCUAUGGGAUAGCAGUCGCUUAUGCUGUUGUGGGUACCCUUAUCACAGCAAAUUUGUAUUAUUGCCAACCAUUGCUCAUCGAAAUGUCGAAAUCUUUCCAUGUAUCAUAUGAUGGUGUCGCAAGAAUUCCAACUUUUUUACAAGCCGGUUACGCAGUAGGCAUUCUCCUAAUUUGCCCGCUCGGGGACCUCCUUCAUAGACGGCAAUUGACCUUACUCCUCGUCCUGGCAUCCACGCUCCUGACAUUCGGGCUCACACAAGCGUUGAAUCUCGUGCUCUUCGAAUCGUUCACCUUUCUCGCAGGAUUAACAAAUGUCUCUUCACAAAUUCUUAUUCCCCUCGUCGCGGAAAUAGCGCCACCUUCUCAACGAUCAUUUGCUUAUUCCAUCGUACUCACUGGAAUGCUCCUCGGAAUCCUUCUAGCACGCAUCGUUGCAGGGAUCGUUGGCCAAUUCGUUGCAUGGCGCAUGGUUUAUUAUACAAUGUUUGGGCUCCAAUGCCUUGUCGUCCUGUUCUUGUACUUCUUCCUUCCAGAUUAUCCACCUAAACCGGAAAACAAAGGGUUGACAUACGGGAGGAUAUUUUGGACGAUGGCGAAGUACGCGGUAACGGAGCCCGUCGUUAUUCAGGUCAUCGUAAUCACUAUCGGGACGAGCGCGGCUUUCUCCAGCUAUUGGGUGACUAUGACUUUCCUGCUCGGGGGAAAGCCUUAUUAUUAUUCUACACUGGGGAUAGGCCUGUUCGGGAUCGUGGGUUUAGCUGGGGUGAUAGCGGGACCGCUGAGUGGAAGAAUCGUGGACCGCAUCAUGCCCUGGUAUGCGAUCCUGAUCUCCACCUUCCUUAUGCUUCUCUUUCAAGCGGUCCACACCGCUGCUGGCGGUAUUCAUAUAUCUGCCGUGAUAAUAUCGAGUUUUGGAUUGGACUUCCUGAAGCAAAUUCAAAACGUUGGGUUGCUGAUGUCGAUGUUCAGCGUAUCUCUCUCUGCGGGGUCUCGUUUAAACGCGCUUUUUGUACUCUCGUUUUACGUCGGUCAAAUCAUGGGAACCUCUGUGGGUACAAUGGUAUUCGUUCGAUACGGUUGGCGCGCCUCCUCAGCGCUUGGAAUGGGCUGGUACGCGAUGCAAAUACUCGUGCUUUUAGCGAGAGGUCCGCAUUGCAAAAGGUAUACCUGGGUCGGGUAUGAAGGAGGUGCAAGUUUAUGGAGAAUGAGUUGA